This is a messenger RNA of Pogona vitticeps (central bearded dragon), 2095 nucleotides long. RefSeq names its product EF-hand domain containing 1 (gene EFHC1). Lineage: Eukaryota; Metazoa; Chordata; Lepidosauria; Squamata; Agamidae. Gene Ontology annotation, biological process: mitotic spindle organization; mitotic cytokinesis; cilium-dependent cell motility. Gene Ontology annotation, molecular function: alpha-tubulin binding; calcium ion binding. Gene Ontology annotation, cellular component: axoneme; mitotic spindle. The record is from RefSeq and is a predicted model, not a curated record.
GGCGCUGCGGCUCGCCUGCGGGCGAAGAAGGGGCUCCCUCUCGCGCGCUGAGCUCCUCGCCCUCCAUCAUGAGCAAUCAGCCGGUGCAAGGACUCCCCCUCCUGCCAGGCUCGUCCUUUCGGGACCCCACGAAAACUGCUUUUCAUCGUUCUCAGACCCUGGGUUACAAAAACGGUUUUGCCUUUAAGCAACUUCCAAAAGUUGGGAUUGGUGGGACUCGGAUUAAUGUAAACCAGCUAUCUCAAGCGGAGCUGGAUGAACUCUCCAACAAGAGACCCACAUUAACAUAUGGUGAACCCAAGCAAGCCCCACCUUCAGACUUCAUACCUGCACAUGUGGCUUUUGACAAAAAGGUGCUGAAAUUUGAUGGCUACUUUCAAGAAGAUGUCCCCAUAUCUACAGAAGAGCAUUUUCGCAUCCGCAAAGUUGGCAUUUAUUACUAUUUGGAAGAUGAUAGUAUGUCUGUCAUGGAGCCAAUUGUGGAAAACUCUGGAAUUCCCCAGGGCAAGCUCAUCAAAAGGCAACGCCUGCCCAAGAAUGAUCGUGGGGACUAUUAUCAUUGGAAAGAUCUGAACCGAGGAAUUAACAUUACUAUCUAUGGCAAGACUUUCAGAAUAGUUGAUUGUGAUGCAUUCACAGAGACCUUUCUACAGAGUCAAGGAAUUGAACUGAACCCCCCAGAGAAAAUGAUUUUUGAUCCUUACACAGAGUUGCGUAAAAUGCCUCUGCGCAUGUAUGUUACACCCUCAGAUUUUGAUCAACUGAAGCAGUUUUUGGCCUUUGAUAAAAAGGUGCUUCGUUUCUAUGCCAUGUGGGAUGACACUGAGAGCAUGUUUGGUGAGAAUCGUCGUUUCAUCAUUCACUAUUAUUUGGCAGAUGAUACAGUGGAGGUGCGAGAAGUCCAUGAGCGAAAUAAUGGCAGAGAUCCUUUCCCAGUGUUAAUAAGACGCCAGCGGUUGCCCAAAAAAAUUGUGGAGAACAAAGGAACCUUUCCCUCUUGUGUGCUGGAGAUUUCUGACCAGGAAGUCCUGGAAUGGUUCACAGCUAAAGAUUUUGCUGUAGGCAAAUCCACAACUCUUCUUGGGCGCAAGUUUUUCAUAUAUGAUUGUGAUGAGUUCACUCGCCAGUUCUGUCAAGACAAGUUUGGCAUCACUGACUUCCAGCCUGUUGAUAUAAAGAAGCCACCUCCAGAGGAAAUCAAGCAGGAAAUCCCUCCAUACAAUGGUUAUGGCUUCCUUGAGGACUCGCUUCAGAACUGCUUCAGCCUGAUUCCACAACCACCCAGAAAAAAUAUCAUUAAGAUGUUAGAGAAUGACCGUAAAGUGUUGCGUUAUGCAGCUAUAAUGGAAUCACCAAAUCCUGAUGACAGCAAGAGGCGUUUUGUUCUUUCCUAUUGUCUUGCCACUGAUAUGAUCAGUAUUUAUGAACCACCUGUGCGUAAUUCAGGAAUUAUUGGGGGCAAAUACCUAGGCAGGACUCGAGUUCCUAAGCCAGGGUCUUCUACAGACAACCCUAUUUAUUAUGAACCAGCUGACCUCACAAUAGGUGCUAUGGUGGAAGUGUUUGGGCACAGAUUCAUUAUUGUAGAUGCUGAUGAACAUGUCCUAAAUUACAUGGAAGAAAAUCUGAACAGUUUCCCAGCAGCAGUCGUGCAGUCUAUGAGGGAUCACUUUGCACCUCGCCAGGCAGCAAAAGAGGCAGUAAAGAGGUUAGCUGAAAGUGAACCUGAUGCACUGGGUACAUUAAGUGGACAACUGCAGGAACAUAUGCAGCGACACAACUACUUGCCAGAUAGCAAUAUGCAGGCAGCUUUUCUUGAACAAGACAAAGAUGGCUCUGGGCUAAUCAACAAAGCAGAGUUCUUUGCCCUGUGUGACCGCUUUAAGGUGCCUGUUGAUGAUCCGAUUUUCCAAAAGCUUAUCAACCUGUGUUCUCACGGGGAAAACCAGGUAAGAUAUCCCAGCUUCCUCAGAGCUUUCCAAGGCUGAUCACCAGGAGGAGUACAAGAGGCAACUGAAGACAUGACAUUUCUUUAUGUAUCAAUGUGUAUUAAAGUGUGAUUUCUGAGCAUUUCUGUUGGCUUCCUGCCUCCUUG